Sturnus vulgaris (Common starling) is the source of this 684-nucleotide messenger RNA. The record is from RefSeq and is a predicted model, not a curated record. NCBI's taxonomy places the organism in Eukaryota, Metazoa, Chordata, Aves, Passeriformes, Sturnidae.
CAAUGGAAUGACCUUGCUCACAAUCAAAUUCCCCCAGCACUCACAGCCAUACUCAGGAUGCUCCAGCUCACUCCCAAGUGGGAAACCUCAGAGCCCUCCCCUAAACCUCAGAGCCAGCCCCAUUGGCUGCCAGGGCCAUUAGCACCAGCAGAGCUGCCCAGGCAGAGCCAGCCUGAAGAGACGUCUGAGGCCACAUCUCUCAACAGUCUAUUCUUCCUGCUGCUGCACUCACUGCUGCACACUCUGGGCCUCACUGCUGGAACCAUGCAGUCCCCUUGCUGCUGCCUUCUCUCCCUCCUCCUCUACCUCCUCCUCCUCUCUGGGACAUGGGCAAACCUGGAGGGGGCUUUCACUCUUCGGCUGCUCCAGACCAGCAUCUUCCAAAACACCUCGUUUUCAGACAUGGAGGGACUGGGCAUGCUGGAAGACAUCAAACUUGGUUCUUUUGAUAAACAUACAUUGUCCAUCCGCUUCUGCCAGCCCUGGGUGCGCCCAGCCCGGCCCCAAACUGACUGGGACGUUCUUGAGAACUUUCUUAAGGCCUAUAUGCAGACGUUCAACCAUCUGGUCAACGAAAUCGUCAUGCAAAGAGGUGCCUUUUGUGAGUGCCCAGUCUUCAUUGCAUCCCUUUCUGAAAAGCAGCUGGGAAGUGGGGAAGGAUCUGAUAGAGCUGGCAAUGUAUAG